AUGCUCACCCGUCAAGUCGCGGAGUCUGCCGGCCCUGUUCGUUUGGAGGAUUCGACGGUAUCCACUGGUCCUGUAAGGCAAACCUGCCCGAAACAAUCCAGAGUCACGCCAGCCCUGGACCAACGUCGCGAGGCCCUUUGCGCCGAUCUACGCCAAUUUAUGUGCCGGAGGCCACCCCCGCGGCGUCCAAUUAUGUCCUCACACCACCAGAAUGGCUCGUCGACACCCCGGGUAGACGAGUACCCGCUGAAGUCCGAGAUAGGGUGGCGGUACUCCGUCACGAUGGACCCCGCACAAACCACCGUUUCCUCAUGUGGGCGGAUGAUCAACUGUUCCGUAUCGACGUUAAAGUACACGGGCGAGUCACGAUCCAUUUCGUCCGUUCGAAAUAAGGACACCGGUGUUCAGUUUCUUACCAGCAGUCCGGACAAUAAGCAGCGAUCCAAGCUGCCAUCGAUCAGUAAACAGGAUAUUGAGGCUGUACUGCCGCGUGGAGUACAUGCCAAGGAACAGGUCCUGAAUAGCAUGAUUGUGAAGCGUGUUGGCAAUUUUCUUCAAGAUCACACUCUACAAGUUGGCCGUAAGAAGAAGGAUAAAAAGGGCAGUGGCACAUUUGUGCCAAUUGCCUAUGGAGCCUUGGCUAUGCUGGCCGGUAAAGCCUUGAUUGUCUUUAAAUUGGCGCUGGUAUUGGCAUCCAUAAUUGGCAUCAAGAAACUAUUGAGUGGCGGCGGCGGAGGCAAGGAAUCCUCUCAUGAAGUUGUUGUCUCCUCUGUCGGCCAUUCGGGCUGGGGUCGGGACUUUGAUAAAAAGUCCUUUUUGGCCUACAGCGUCUGGAAGCCGGCAAAGGAUUCGGCGGGCAAAGAGAAGAAGUUAACCAAAGAACCGAUAUAA
Molecule: messenger RNA, 891 nt
Organism: Drosophila willistoni
Lineage: Eukaryota; Metazoa; Arthropoda; Insecta; Diptera; Drosophilidae
Exons: 3
Coding region: 1-891 (296 amino acids)
Source: RefSeq, a predicted model, not a curated record